AGUCAUUCCGGCUCAUGAGUUCUGCAGGUGUUCACUAACUUUGUUGGAGUUAAAGACUUUAAUAACUCCUUCUGGUGUCUCAAACAUCCCAUCGUGUGUUUGGACUGACCAGUUAAAGGGGUGUAAAUAAGACAGCGUUUGUUUUGCGUAUAUAAACACGUUAUUAUCCUCGGACCCGGGUCGAACUGAAACUAACUCCUGAGGCUAGCGUUAGCCGCUAGCAGCUAGCUGGGCUAACGUCCCCAUGGCGCCGCUCCGGGUCCUGUGUGUUCACGGUUACCGGCAGAACGGAGGCUCGUUCCGGGACAAGACCGGAGCUCUGCGGAAGCUGCUGAAGAAACAGGUGGAGCUGAUUUACAUGACGGCACCGCUAAAAGUGGAGCCCGACAGACACGGAGAAGUUGCAGUCAAGGAGAAUGAUUCAGCUCCUGGACCUAGAGGUGACGAGGACUCCAGGGGCUGGUGGUUUUCUGACACUCAGGCUCGGAGCUUCAGCGCUCAGCAGCAGUGUGAGGAAAGCCUGGGGCUUGAAGACAGCGUGGCAUCCGUGAGAGAAGCUGUGAAGGCCCAGGGUCCGUUUGACGGCAUCCUGGGCUUCAGUCAGGGAGCUGCUUUCGUGGCCAUGCUGUGCUCUCUUCAGGAGCAAAAAGUGGAGCCAGAGUUCAACUUCCACUUUGCCAUCCUCGUCGCCGGUUUCCGCAGCGCGUGUAAGGAACAUCAAAAAUUCUACAGCGCUCCCCUCCAGAUGCCCUCGCUGCAUGUGUUCGGACAGGAGGACAGAGUCAUCCCCGACAGCAUGAGCAGGGAGCUCCUCCCCUCCUUCCAAGACCCUCAGGUCCUCAUACAUCCUGGUGGCCAUUUUGUUCCUGCUGCAUCUGCCCACAGGCAAACAUACCAGGACUUCCUCAAGAGGUUCCAAUGAGAAAUGAAAGCCGCAGAAACCCAAUCAGAAGCUGGAUAAGUGAAGAACUACAACAGCAGAUGACUCGAGCACUUAAAUAUGGCCAGAGAAUGUUGAUUAUUUAAUUUUCAAGAACAUCUUGUGAGGACAUAAUUGAUUCCAGAGGCAUGUUGGGAAAAAUUCCAAGUUCGGAGUCGUGACCUUUGCGCUCUGGAUGCAUUUGUUUUUCCUCCUCUGAUGUGAUCCAUUGGAAACAACUUGAGGACUGCCGUCCUUCUCAGGGAAAAUACCUUACAACAAACAAUAAACGAGAUGACAACUGUUUAUUUAAAGCA
Molecule: messenger RNA, 1236 nt
Organism: Stegastes partitus (bicolor damselfish)
Lineage: Eukaryota; Metazoa; Chordata; Actinopteri; Pomacentridae
Gene: ovca2
Product: OVCA2 serine hydrolase domain containing
Exons: 2
Coding region: 245-922 (225 amino acids)
Biological process (GO): response to retinoic acid
Cellular component (GO): nucleus; cytoplasm
Molecular function (GO): hydrolase activity
Source: RefSeq, a predicted model, not a curated record